AUGAAGCUCUCUGGCUACCUUUGCGCGGCAGUCCUGGCCACAGCCGGCCAGGCUGCCAAGGACAAGCCCUUGUACAAGGACCCCAAGGCCUCUAUUGACGACAGAGUCGAGGAUCUCCUCAAGCGCAUGACUAUCCAGGAAAAGACGGCGCAGUUGAUCCAAGGUGACAUGACCAAUUACCUCAACAUAACCGAUGAGACUGUCAACAAGACCGGCAUGGAGUGGAACUUCAAGUACCGCGCCAACUCCAUCUGGACCGGCUUAUACGCCAAUAUGACUACCAUCAAGAAGGCUGCCAAGCUGGGACAGGACUAUUUGGCCAAGGAGACUAAACUUGGUAUCCCUGCCUUUGUCCAGAGCGAAGGUCUGCAUGGCGUUUUGAUCCUCAAUGGCACCAUCUUCAACUCCCCCAUCGGCAUGGGAUGUUCCUUCAACCCAGAGCUUGUCGAGAAGAUGGCCGAUGUUAUCGCUGUAGAGUCUCGGGCUAUUGGUAUCAACCAGCUCUUUUCUCCUCAAGUCGAUCUCGCACGAGAAUUGCGCUUCGGUCGAGUUGAAGAAUGUUUUAGCGAGGACCCCUACCUCGCUGGAGAGAUGGGGUACAGAUACGUCAAGGGUCUUCAGGCUGGAGGCGUCUCAGCCAUGGUCAAGCACUACGCUGCCUUUGCUUCCCCUGAGCAAGGCAUCAAUACUGCCCCCGUUCACGGUGGUGAGCGAGAGCUGCGGUCUCUCUAUCUCCCUCCCUUCAAGCGCGCCAUCAUCGACGGCGGCGCUACCUCCAUCAUGUCCUCCUACAACUCCUACGAUGGUGUCCCAACGGUAUCCGACCCCCACCUCCUCAAUGACAUUCUUCGUGAGGAAUGGGGCUACAAAUACUAUGUCAUCUCCGAUGCUGGAGGCACUGCUCGUCUCGCACAAGCUUUCUACGUCUGUCCUCUCGAAGACGACGAGUGUAUCACUCUCGAGACUCUUCCUGCUGGUAACGAUGCCGAGAUGGGCGGUGGCUACUGGAGUUUUGAGAUCAUCCCAGAGCUUGUCGAGGCUGGCAAGUUGGAGGAGAAGGUUGUCGACACAGCUGUGUCCCGAGUUCUUCGCUCCAAGUUCGAGAUGGGUCUCUUUGAGAAGCCCUUCACUGGUGUUGCAGACGAUAAGAUCUGGGACUAUGUCAACACCAAGGCCCACAAGAAGGUUGCCCGCCAGCUUGACGCCGAGAGUAUCGUUCUCCUGGAGAACCACGAGAACGUCCUUCCCCUGAAGAAGGACGCCAAUGUCGCUGUUAUCGGCCCCAUGGCCCACGGCUACGUCAACUAUGGCGACUAUGUCAUCCACACUGCCAUGACCCGCGGUGUUACUCCCUAUGAUGGUAUCAAGGCCGCCAGUGAGGGCAAAGUCACCUUCACCCAGGGCUGCGAGCGCUGGUCCAACGACGACUCCGGCUUCAAGGACGCCGUGGCCGCUGCUAAAGCCGCAGACGUUGCUGUCGUCGUCGUCGGAACCUGGACUCGCGACCAGAACGAACUAUGGGGCGGAUUGAAUGCCACAACUGGUGAGCACAUCGACGCCAGCAACCUGAACCUGAUCGGUGCCAUGCCCAAGCUCGUCAAAGCCAUCAUCGACACUGGAAAGCCCACUGUCGUGGUGUUCAGUUCCGGCAAGCCCAUCACCGAGCCCUGGAUCUCCGAGGAGGCUGCGGCUCUUGUCCAGCAGUUCUACCAGUCUCAAGAGGGUGGCCAUGCUCUCGCUGAUAUCCUGUACGGCAAUGUGAACCCCUCUGGCAAGCUCUCAGUCAGCUUCCCCUACGACGUCGGCACCACGCCCAUCUACUACGACCACCUUAACUCAGCACGCGCAUACCCCAACCCAGGCAAGAUCUACGAGAACGGGACCCUCAAGUUCGGCAACAACUACAUCCUCGAGAACCCCGAGGCGCUGUACACGUUCGGCUACGGACUGUCCUAUAGCAAGUUCGACUUCUCCAAGAUUUCCGUUUCCAAGAAGAACGUAACAGCGUCCGACACCGUGACUGUUUCUGUGGAUGUCAGCAACAAGUCCAAGCGUGAUGGCUCCGAAGUUGUGCAGCUGUACGUGAAGGACAUGCUCGCCUCAGUCGACGUUCCCCGAUACCAACUCAAGGGUUUCAAGAAGGUCGCUGUCAAUGCUGGCAAGACCAAGACUGUCAAGAUUGAUCUUAAGGUCGAGGAUUGGGGUCUGUGGAAUCGCAAGAUGAAGUAUGUUGUCGAGCCUGGUGACUUUACUGUCUUUGUCGGCAACUCAAGCGAUAACUUUAAGGGAAACGUGACAGUUACAGUCUCGUAA
Molecule: messenger RNA, 2313 nt
Organism: Fusarium sp. VM40
Lineage: Eukaryota; Fungi; Ascomycota; Sordariomycetes; Hypocreales; Nectriaceae
Source: the annotation of a GenBank genome assembly